Messenger RNA from Vicia villosa (hairy vetch), 1824 nucleotides. RefSeq lists its product as uncharacterized. Lineage: Eukaryota; Viridiplantae; Streptophyta; Magnoliopsida; Fabales; Fabaceae. Bases 1 to 1824 code for a protein of 607 amino acids. The record is from RefSeq and is a predicted model, not a curated record. The transcript has 14 exons.
AUGGCGGCGAAGAAAGGCGACGUUGAUGAGGUGUUGGGAAGGAAGCAUGGCAACAGUGGUGAUGUGUUGAGAAGGAAGGAUGAAGACGGUGGUGAUCGGCGGAGAUUGGCGGUGGCGACGGUGCAGGCGGUGGCGACGGUGAAUCAAUUUGGUAUGAAUUGGGUGGAAUUAGAAGUGGUUAGAUGCUGUCAAAACUGUGUUUUUGGGGAUGCAGAUACGAGAUUUCGUUAUCGUUGUCGUUUUUGUUAUCGUUUUCGUUAUCGUUUUCGUAUUCUGGCUUUGCGAACUAAAUAUUUGUGUUUUGAUCUUAUGACAAUGGGACCUGACAUUCAAGUGGUGGUUCCAACUAUUUACAGACAAACUUUUGACUCAUUGUUGUUGGUUAACACUACCUGCACAAUGUCCAACUUUGAAGUUUGUCCUAAUGACUUGAUCUUUAAACCUACAAACCAGAAAUACAUUUUGAAAUUCACUAGUGGGACUACAGUUAGUGAAAUUGGUAAACAUGACAUACAAAGCAAGCCGACCAUCUGCACCCCUUUUGCUGAUAUCAUUUCUGGAAAAUGGAAAAAGCAUUUGCUAACAGACGUAAUUGGUGUCAUCGACGAGGUGGGAUACACGCAAUCAAUGGUUAGAAAGAAACCACAGAUCAACUUCAUUUUGAGGGACUUGGGGUCUAACACGUUGCACUGCACCUUGUGGGAAACAUACGCAACUCAAUUUUUUGAGUUCAAGCAGAAACAAGAUUAUCCUUGUGCCCCGGUUAUCAUCCUCUUGAAAUACGCCAAAAUUAAGGAAGAAGGCAAAUACCCCCUUGCUAUCACGAAUACGUAUAAUGUUACAACCGUGCACAUUAAUGAAGAGAUUCCUGAGAUAAUUGGUUUCCUUAACCGUGUUUUUUAUAUCACCUGCGGUAUGCCCACGGUUUUACCAUUGGGAAAAACCCAAAGCACUACAGGAAAAUCCAGCCAUGAUUGGUCGCAGCAAUCCUCUGGAGGUCACCUAUCCACCGCUGAUAAGUUUUUCUCAAAGGCUUCCCAUUUGCCGCUGUCCGAAAUUAUUGUGUUGUCUGAGCCAACAAUGUGUGUCACCGUUGCUACAAUAGACAAGCUUAUUCCUGAUACAAAUGGAUGGUACUAUAAGAAGUGCCAUAAAUGUCCUCAAAUGGCCAAGCGAGACAGCCCCCCUUAUUUCUGCAAGGCCGAGCACAUGACUGAGGCUGAAAUUUGGAGGUUUCGUAUAUGUGUUGAAGUAGUUCACGAUGGUACUUCUGGUAGGUUUGUUUUUUGGGACCGUGAGGCCGGCGAACUGUUAGAGACAUCAGCAACUACCUUUCGUUCUUCCAUGGUAGAGAGUGGAAUCACUGAUCCCCUGGACUACCCCCUUGCACUGGACAAAUUAUUGGGAAAAAAAUUUGCUUUCAAGAUCAAUUGGAACCCUUGCUUUAAAAAUGGUUAUGUUGUGAUGUAUCUCAAAGAUAAACAAAUUCUUGAUCGUCUGGAAGGAACAGACUUGAUUAUUGAAUCUGAAGAGACUUUUCCAAUCCUUGAGUCCAUUCCGCAUUCUGAAAUGAAAUUGGAGAGCAUUAGCGAGGGUGUUUCGUUUGAUCUUUUGCAACCUCAAACGGAAGGAGAGAUCUCAUCGGUGCCUGUUCCCGAUCCCGUAACACCUCUGGCAACUGUCAAGAGGAUGCCCCUGGAUGACGCGAUCAAGUCACCGCUGCAACCUCUCGGAGAAGGCGACCUAUCAUCAACUAAGGUCAAGAUGAUCGCCAAGCGUGGAAAAAAAAUCUGCGACCUAAACCAUGUCUUCACUGUCACCUAA